CAACAUCAAAUUCAUUUUUUGCUUUUGUUGUGGCCAUCUACCGUCUUCUUCCGCUCACUUCAACCUUCAUCGAUCUCUCUCUAUCUAAAAUGGCCAUGGAUUGGUUGAGAAAUGCUGUUCCAACAGGUGAAUUCAGCUUGAUUAUGCACUGAAUCUCUCUCCAUUUCUGUUUUUCCGUAUCUGCAACUUCUCUUAAUAGAUUUAAGUUGUUGUGACGUCUAUGUGUGUUCAGAGCUAAGCAAGUGCAGUAGAAUAGUACUGAACCACAGAAUUUUAAAAUUUUAUUGAAGGAAUUUUGAAUGCUGUAUGCAAUUCCAAUUAAAGUAAAGUUGCAUUGAUUUUGUGUCGCGCGCUCUCACACACACAGAGUAAAGGGGGGGAAAUGGGUUGUUGGUAUUCAAGGUUAGAGAGAGAGGAAAUGGUGUCUAGAUGUAAGGCUAGAAAGAGAUACAUGAAGCAGUUGGUGAAGGCAAGGCAUGCCUUUGCCGCCGCCCAUAGUAUGUAUAUAAGGUCCCUCCGCAACACCGGCUCCGCCCUUCUCCAAUUCGCCACGGCGGAGACUAGCCUCCACCACCACCACCUCCCGCCGUCAAACCCACCCCCGCCCCCUCCGCUUCCUAGCAAUCCACCUCCUCCAUUCAGCCCCAUGUCCUGGACCACCACCUCCACAACACCCUCCUCAGCUAUCCGUCCCCCACCUCCUCCUCCACCGGCCCCGUCAGCGUCCACCUGGGAUUUCUGGGACCCCUUCAUGCCGACCUCCAGGCGGCCAGAGAGCGAGGAGUGGGAGACCACUACUGCCACUGUUUCUGAGGCGACGGUCACCCACACCACCACGGUGGCUUCGCAAAAUGUGGCUGCCCCUCCUUCUGUGAUCACGGCCACCACCACCAACACCACCACCAACACCACCGCCAGCAGUGAGCUUGCGGUGGUGGUGUCGACGAAGGGUAAAGAUCUGGUCGAGAUCAUUCGAGAACUUGAUGACUACUUCUUGCAAGCUGCCAAUGCUGGUGGUCCACUCUCUGCUUUGUUGGAAGUUCCGGUUUGUAAUUUCAAUCGCCAAUCUUCAUUAGGUAAGGAUAACGGAUAUGGAAAGAGUUUGACUCCACUAUUAUGGAGUUGGGGUUCGGGCAGUGCAAAGUGGAAUGCGUUUGGAAAGUUCUGUGAGGAUCCUAUCGGAAACGCAGCUCAGGUUGCUGCCAAUGGAAAUGCCACCCACUGUUCAACCGUUGAGAGGUUAUAUGCCUGGGAGAAGAAACUUUUCCAGGAGGUUAAGAAUGCUGAGUAUUUGAAAUCAGAGCAUGAGAAAAGAGUGGCAGCUCUCAGGAAGCUAGAGAUGAAGAAUGCAGAGUAUAUCAAGAGUGAGAAGGCAAAAAAGGAAGUCGAGAAGUUGGAAUCGCAGAUGAUGGUAGCUGUCCAAGCGAUUGAGACUACCUCCAUAGAGAUUGUCAAAUUGAGAGAAUCUGAGCUUCAUCCUCAACUUCUUCAGCUCGUCAAGGGGUUAAUGAGCAUGUGGAGAAGCAUGUAUGAAUUCCAUCAAGUACAAACACACAUAGUCCAGCAGCUCAAAUACCUCAACUGCAUUCCGUCAACGUAUCCUACCACUGAAAUCCAUCGACAAUCAACACUUCAGCUUGAGCUCGAAGCCCAGCAGUGGCACCUCUCCUUCUGUAGCCUCAUCAAAGCUCAACGCGAAUAUAUUCAAUCCUUGACAGGCUGGCUCCGUCUCAGCCUAUUUCAAGUAGGUAACAAUCCCAUCAGCAAGUCCAAGCAUGGCUCCAUCAUGUACUCGUUCUGUGAAGAAUGGCAGCUUGCAAUGAACAACGCUCCAGACAACGUGGCAUCUGAGGGAAUCAAGAGUUUCCUAACAGUCAUCCACGCAAUUGUAGUGCAACAAGCGGAGGAACAAAAAGAGAAGAGGAAGUCAGAGUCGGUGUUCAAGGAGCUCGAAAAGAAGGCAGGCGAGCUCCGGUCGUUAGAGAGCAAGCACGGCCCAUCAUAUGCAAUGCCAGAAACCUCCGGUGACACAAGCAAGGAUCCCGUGAGAGAGAAAAGAGCCAAGGUGGAGGCCUUGAGGUCCAAGGCGGAGGAUGAGAAGGCCAAAUAUGAGAAGUCGAUCAGUGUGACAAGGGCGAUGACCAUGAACAACCUGCAGAUGGGUUUGCCUCACGUUUUUCAGGCGAUGACGGGAUUUGCCAAUGUGUGCACUCAAGCUUUUGAGUCCGUGAUCAACCAGUCCAAGAGCACUAAUGAUUUGCACAAUGUCAAGCUCUGAGGCAUAGUUCAACACCAUGUAAAAAAAAGGCUCAACCCCUACAAGGAAGGUCUGUUCUCUGCAAAUCACUUCUUCUCUGAGUGAUCAAAACGAUUUUCAGCUUGUGUAAUUAUUCUUUGCUAGUGUAGUAUUUAGGUGGCUAGAGUUAAAUUUUAGGUUUUUGCUUUGAAUUCAGUUGUGGAAUAUGGUGUUUCCGACCUGGAUUGUUCUUGUAUUUUUUACUUUUUUUUGUAUCAUUUUGAGAAGACAGAGAGAUCCAUUUCUUUGACAGUUUUGAAAAUUAUGCUCGAAUUCUUUUAA
Salvia splendens (bonfire salvia) is the source of this 2578-nucleotide messenger RNA. Its product is annotated as protein ALTERED PHOSPHATE STARVATION RESPONSE 1. The coding region runs from base 383 to 2278 and encodes 631 amino acids. The record is from RefSeq and is a predicted model, not a curated record. The transcript is spliced from 5 exons. NCBI's taxonomy places the organism in Eukaryota, Viridiplantae, Streptophyta, Magnoliopsida, Lamiales, Lamiaceae.